Messenger RNA from Chara braunii, 1397 nucleotides. The record is from the annotation of a GenBank genome assembly. Lineage: Eukaryota; Viridiplantae; Streptophyta; Charophyceae; Charales; Characeae.
CUCGGAUGUCAUCUUCUCUUUUUAACUGCUGUCCCCAUUCCCCCGUCUCCUUCUUCCUCGUCCCACGUCAUCUCCCCUCCUCUCUUCUACUCCUAUCUUUUGUACCCUUCCUCAUUUUUUAUUUUUUUUAUUUUUUUCAACAGGGCAUUAGUGGACUGGAUCCUUCGGUGAUCAAGACGUGUCGCGAGAUGGGUGCAUCUACGCCUUUUUCUAUUGCGGCAAUGUGCAGGAGGAAUGAUCUCCGGCACAUGGGCUUUGCAUUUGCAGAACUGAUUUUUUCAUCUUUGUCAGAGGAAGGACCUACGGAACGGACGAGUCAGUGGACAAUGCAGAGAAUUUGGGAAGGCGUGUUCGAUCUGGAUGUCAAUGCUCUUCGGACAUAUUGCGGAGAAGACAAGGAAUGGAUGGACGUCGUAAGUUUCCUGGACGAGAACGAUGGAGCGGGUUGGGAGCUGCUCACCUCCAUGAUCCGCUGGGAUGGCCACGAGGCAGACAGGUUGUUUAGGUCUCGUUUCUUUGCGUCAUGACAGAUUCUGGUCCCGUUUCAGUCAUGACGGAUUCUCCUCCUCUCAUGCUUUGCUCGGCAAUGUACCUCCAUACCUUCCUGCCUCUCUGCCUUCCUCACAUGGGCCAUACUCGCACUACGACUAUCCUGAGUGCAUCCAACCGCAUUUAUGGUUGGAUUCAGUACGGAAAGUUUUAAGUGGUAAGUAUGUACUUCGUCAUCUUAUCUUCUUCAUUUAGUCUAAACUUAUGUUUGUCAAAGAAUUCGAUUCUGUCCAUGUGCCCAUCAUUAUCUAUCGUCUGUGGAUUCUUCUCUCUCUCUCUCUCUCUCUCUCUCUCUCUCUCUCUCUCUCUCUCUCUCUCUCUCUCUCUCUCUCUCUCUCUCUCUCUCUGUGUGUGUGUGUGUGUGUGUGUGUGUUGAACUACUCUUGCAGUCUUUGUGUCAGAAGCAGCAACGUUUUCACAUGUCCAGGUUUUUCUUGUCCAUUUCCACAUAGAUGAAGUUUGGGUGACUCAGAGUAUAUGCACUAUCAGUGAAUCUUAGUAUUAGAGUGGUUCCUUCUUUGGCUGUCCCAUUCCCCUGUCCUCUUUCCGUCCUCCAUUGUGUAAGUGGUAUUGACUUAUUCAGCUCGCCUUCUUUGGGUCUCCAUGCCCGCACCGACUUUGGCAGCGGCAGAAAGAGACAGCUAGACGAGAAGGCAACCACUGACCUCUUAUGAGAAGUUGUCAUAGCCUAUCUUCAUGUUACCUUACCAAUAAAGACACGGAGCUGUUUUGUGUGCGUGUGUGUGUGUGUGUGUGUGUGUGUGUGUGUGUGUGUGUGUGUGUGUGUGUGUGUGUGUGCCCCCCCGUAAUACAGUUCCAGGCACUGUGAAUAAACAGGCACUGACUGU